ACAUUUCUUUUCAUGUUUGUAGGUACGUACGUCUUGUCUUGUCAUUGGGACAUUACUUAUUUUCUUGGUCAUUACGGUCGUGCUAAAAAUAUAAAAAAUUUCCGGCAUUUUCUUUCACCACUCGUUUUUUAGCUUGCUAUUUUAAAAUGUCCGAAGUAAAAAUCAUAGCAGCAAGUAUAGUGAACUUUUUGAAACAACAACUUGAAGGUGACACGCUCAGUGUAGAUUCAAGAGAGAGCGUUGAAGUCGGCGUGCAAUGCAUCGAAACAGCUUUUGAACUUAGCCCGGAAGAUGCAGCUAAAGCUCUGGAUUUACUGCAGCUGGUAAGGCAACAACAUAGCCGCGCCGAGCCGCCUGUCGAUUCUGCUGAAGCUGAGCGUUUGAAGAAUGAAGGAAACGUACUCAUGAAAGCUGGAUGUUAUCGAGAAGCACUCGAAAAUUAUUCUCGUGCUAUAGAGUUAGAUCCGCGCAACUCCGUAUAUUUGUGCAAUCGCGCGGCAGCUCACUUUAAACUUGGCCAGCACGAAGACGCCGUUGCCGACUGCACAGCCGCUUUGGCAUUACAACCUAACUACGUAAAAGCACAUGGAAGACUGGGUCUUGCACUUACAGCGCUAGAGCGACACCGUGAAGCUCGCGCGGCUUACGCUCGUGCUGCACAGCUGGAGCCUGAUAAUGAAUCCUACAGACAGAACCUCCGUCUCACUGAUGAACGUCUUGCACAGCGUGGGGAAAGGCCUCCAUUAGACCUUGGGGGCCUUCUUCAGAAUCCAGCCUUACUUAACAUGGCUACAGAGAUGCUUGCAGAUCCAAACAUGCAAAAUCUUAUUUCAGGAUUAAUGAAUAAUGCAACUGCUACUGGUAAUGGUGCUGGAGGUGCUGGAGGAAUGAGUGCCUUGUUUGAGGCUGGUCAGGCUUUAGCUCAACACAUGCAGGCUGCUAACCCCGACCUAGUGGACCAGCUCCGAAGGCAAGUCCGCCCUCCUGGCCCUGGUGGAAAUCCACCUUCCUCUCAGUGAUUGCAGAGUCCAUUGUAUCUACAUAGAGAUACAUAUGGAUAUUUAUUAUAUUCUUGGCUCUUUGUUGCGAUACCACAGGGUUGUACAUUAUUUCCUCGUACCAAUAGCAGUGCGUCCUUUUCAUCACAGAAUUUUAAUCUAAGCUGACAUAUAUAUUAUAAUCUGUUUACACAUC
Molecule: messenger RNA, 1194 nt
Organism: Pectinophora gossypiella (pink bollworm)
Lineage: Eukaryota; Metazoa; Arthropoda; Insecta; Lepidoptera; Gelechiidae
Product: small glutamine-rich tetratricopeptide repeat-containing protein beta-like
Exons: 1
Coding region: 147-1019 (290 amino acids)
Biological process (GO): post-translational protein targeting to endoplasmic reticulum membrane
Cellular component (GO): membrane; TRC complex
Molecular function (GO): molecular adaptor activity; protein binding
Source: RefSeq, a predicted model, not a curated record